This is a messenger RNA of Malaclemys terrapin pileata, 1729 nucleotides long. Its product is annotated as endogenous retrovirus group 3 member 1 Env polyprotein-like. The record is from RefSeq and is a predicted model, not a curated record. The transcript has 2 exons. Bases 614 to 1729 code for a protein of 371 amino acids. Lineage: Eukaryota; Metazoa; Chordata; Testudines; Emydidae.
UUCCUUUUAAGACAGAGUCUCUGAGCUCUGCUAAUGGUUUUGAAUCCAAAAGCCAAGCCUGUGUGGAUGCAAAUUAUCUAACUGAUAAAGGAAGUGAGAGAACUGCCAGCACAAAGAAGUUGCAGAUAAAGAACAUACCUGGUCAGCAAACAAAUUGUCUAAAUAAAAGGCACGGUAUAACAAGGAAUGUAUGCAUCAGGAAAAGAUAAGGUGUGAAGGCCAUUGUUAUAGCCAGAGUCAAGGAAGAAGAAAUAAAGAGACUUAAAGGACAUCAAAGAAUCAUCAGGUACUGCUUACUAUCCAGAUGGCUGUUAAACUGUCUGGCAUCACAGCGUGCAUACAUGCUUUGCAGUGUAAGAAGGCACCCCCAGCAAACCAAUCACCUCGGGACCACGCAGAGUCAAUUUUGACUCCAGAAGAAGACGUAGAGGAACAGCCUGCAAUACCUUACCAUCUACGCUCUCGUAAGGGUUGCCAGAAGCAGACAAGGACCUAAAGCAAGGCCCAAAAAGAAGCAGUAGUGAGCCUAGUGCCUGCUGCCUGGUGGAUGUAAAACCGUGACUGCGGUUCCCUCAGUUGAGGUUGUCAGAACCAGCAGGGUCUUGCCUCCAACAUGAGCCUCUGGUGGCGCCUGUUCCUCGGCUGCUGGUGUCUUAAGGUCUGGGGAGUCCACAAUGACAAUUCUUUUAUCCAGCAGCAAGUGUGGAUAGCUCAGACCCUUAAUAUUUCUAAUUGCUGGGUCUGCAGCCACAUCCCAGCCCACUCUCAAGCUGGUGUUCCUGUCCUGGCAAUCCCACUCAAUUCCCCAGACCUCACUGGAGGACUUCAUCCGUUUAACAAAACAUGGAACAGCAUUGACACUUGGGCAGCAGUGGGAAUAAAUGUAUCUAAAUGGAUAAGUGUGGUGGAGGGAAAAGGUCAUUGGUGUUGGGUGUGUAAUGGGACAGGGCUGGAUCUGGGAAAAAGCCGUUGCCUUCAGCAUAUUGUGGCCAAUGGUGUAUCGGAUUAUUCGAACAAAACUAAAGAGUGGCGGGCCGGGUAUGGGGAUAUGAAUUUUUUCUCGACCUGGGAUCAAACAGAAAAAUCAAUCUCAUGUUCCCCCUACAGUAAUCUUAGUGAAAACAAUACAAUCUUUCAAUGCCAUGCAAAUAACACCACUCCUCGUAAGGAGAAUUACCCUGUGCCCUUUGGAGGAUAUUACUCCUCCUUUGCAGGCAUCUAUGUGACAAAUGGGUGCAACCGACCCUUCCCAGCCUUAAUAGGCCAUCAUUGGGUUUGUGGGACCAAAGGUUAUACUGCAUUACCAGCUAACUGGUCAGGUAUCUGUUAUCCCGCUCGACUCUUCCCACAAUUCCGAGUGCUAGGGUCCUUCCCACGAGAACGCCUUCGUAAUUUCAGGCGAAGAAGAAGGGACUUACCAGAUGCCCAAUGGUAUGUAAAUAACAUAAGCCCCUUGACCUGGGAAGAGGCCAUUGGCGGUUCCCUUAUCCCACUUGGGGGAGUAAUACACCAUGCAAAAAGGCUCCUAAGGUUACAAGCAGUAGUUGAAAUAAUGGCAAAUGAAACCGGAGAGAGUUUAAAGACCCUGGCCAAAGAAACAGGGGCGAUCCGACAGAUGGCCCUCCAAAACCGUCAGGCAUUGGACAUAGUGCUGGCGGCCAAAGGAGGGACCUGUGCUCUCAUUGGAAAGAAUGUUGUGUGUUCAUACCUGACGACACCAAUGAGGUAA